Messenger RNA from Austrofundulus limnaeus, 7449 nucleotides. It is a transcript of the gene nbas, whose product is annotated as NBAS subunit of NRZ tethering complex. Lineage: Eukaryota; Metazoa; Chordata; Actinopteri; Cyprinodontiformes; Rivulidae. Gene Ontology annotation, biological process: retrograde vesicle-mediated transport, Golgi to endoplasmic reticulum. Gene Ontology annotation, cellular component: Dsl1/NZR complex. Gene Ontology annotation, molecular function: SNARE binding. The record is from RefSeq and is a predicted model, not a curated record.
UAAUCAUGGCUGAUGGAAGCUUGGUGGAAGGCGAAGAUGAACAUAUUUUGUACGAUUUACUUGUUAUUACUGAGUGGCCGCCAGAGACUGACACUCAGCUGCGGGGCAACAAGGAACACAACAGCUCUCUGAUAGCUAAAGCUGUGACAGGUCCAUUCCGAUUACUCCUUCACAAUUUGUGGUAUAGCCCCUCCAGCUCGUCUCUGCCUCUUGGUCUCGUUCGGCUGGCAAACAAGCAGAUCAGCUGGCAGUUGGUUCUUUCAAGUAACGGCAAACUGCUGGCAGUGGUUCAAGACCAAUAUGUGGAAAUUAGGUCUGUGAGAGAUGACUUUGGCUCAGUCAUUGUGAAAUGUCAAGUGCCGAAGGACCCGAACCCGCAGUGGCGCAGGGUGGCGUGGAGCUACGACUGCACAUUGCUGGCCUACGCCGACAGCACAGGCACCGUCCGGCUUUUCAACCUCAAGGGCAGCGAGCUGUUCGUCAUCCCCCCGGUGAUGAGUUUUCCCGGUGAUUUCAGUAAUGCAGUCGCAGGCCUGAUCUUCCUGGAGUAUACAGCGAGUGCUCAGUGGUCCGCAGAACUACUUGUGAUCACAUAUGGUGGUGGACUCAAGAGUUAUCUAGUAAGUGUUGGAACCAAUCAGAACUUCCAGGAGAACCACACCUUCAGCUUUUCCACUCACCACUCCCAUGGCAUCACCUCUGCUAUUUACCUCCCUUCUCACCGAUUGCUGCUGAUAGGUGGCUGCGAACCAGGCGACGACGGCGCCUCCAAGGCCUCGUGCAGCGGCAUCACAGCCUGGAGGGCGCUCUCCAGCUCGCCUCACUACAAGCAGGUCACCAGCUACGAGGACGAUGUCUGUCCGAAACAGAAGAGGGGUUUCCUCAGAAUUCCCAGCUUUAGAUGGUUUUCAAGACAAGGGGAUGAAAAGGAUGGUGUGUUUCGCAUGAGCCUGAGCCCUGAUGGAACGCUCCUGGCUGUCAUCCAUUUCUCCGGUCGUCUGUCCCUUUGGGACGUCCCCUCCCUUAAACAGAGAGCCACAUGGAGCCAAGAAGAACAGCCAGGAUUUGAGGAGAUCAACCCAGAGUGGAGGACAUCACUGGAGAGGAGGAAGAAAAUAAAAGAUAAAGAACAAUACUACUCUCUGGUGGACGUGAGCUGGUGGAGUGACAGCGUGUUGAUUCUGGCUCGCUGCUCCGGUUCGGUCACCGUCUCGUCGGUCAGGAYGCUGCGCAACCUUCUGGGGAAGUCCUGCGAGUGGUUCGAGCCCUCGCCGAGGGUCACCGCCGCGCACGACGGGGGUUUCCUCAGCCUGGAGUGUGAGGUGAGGUUGGCCCAGAAGCGUGUUUGCCUGGAAAGCAACCUCAGCGGUGGAGCCAGUGAGGACGAGGAGGGAGACGAUGGAGACUCCGACUCGGACGAAGAGUCUUCAGCCAAAGCUCGCUACUUUGGCUACGUCAAGCAGGGCUUGUAUUACGUGACGGAGAUGGAGCGCUUCGCACCGCCACGCAAGCGCCCGCGCACCGUUAUUAAGAACCACCGCUUGGUCAGUUUGAGGUCCACCACACCAGAGGAGCUGUAUCAGAGAAAGAUUGACAAUGAAGAAUAUGGCGAAGCACUAUCUCUUGCCCAGGCCUAUGAUCUGGACUCUGACCUUGUCUAUCAGAGACAGUGGAGGAAAAGUCCAGUCAGUAUUGCCUCAAUACAAGAUUAUCUGAGCAAAAUCCGCAAGCGCUCCUGGGUGUUGCAUGAAUGUGUGGAGCGAGUACCAGAGAAUGUUGAUGCUGCCAAAGAGCUGUUGGAGUACGGUCUGAAGGGAACCGACCUUGAGGCCCUGAUAGCCAUUGGGCAUAAUGAAGAYGGUGGCAGGUUCAUCAUGCCAGGUGAUGUGGACAUCGAUGACCAGCCUUAUGAAGACACUUUGUCAGGUGAUGAAGAGCUAGAGAUGAAAAAAGAGGAGGCGGCACAGAAGAGACGAAAGCUUCUGGCCAAGGUUGACUUCACAAGACUAACUCUGGAGCAGAAAGAACUGUGUCGUAGCCGACUGAAAUUGCUCUCCUACCUGGACCGGCUGGCAACAUAUGAGGAGAUCCUCGGUGGUCCUCACGCGGCAGAGCAGAAAUAUGAUGCAGAGUUUUUCAAGACCUUUCGGAGUCAAAAUAUCGUUUUGUCAGCGAGAAACUACGCCAGGGAGAGUAACGUGCAAGCUCUGGAUAUUCUGUUCACGUAUCACGGAGGAGAACUCCUUAAGCAUCGACUGGCCAUCUUCUAUAACUUCCCAGAAACCACCUCUCCACACGAGUACUCCAACUUACUGCCUGAAGCUUGUCUAGAUGAAGGAGGCGAGAUGGUGUUGAUUCCCUGGGUCGAGCAGAGACACAGAGAGAUGGACUGGUGUGAGUCAGAGGAGUGCAGAGCGGUGCUGGAGCAGAACUUGCUCGACGAUGAUGGUUUUUUGUAUGAGGAGACUCCAGAGCUAAUGAGAUUUUGCACGGCGACGCCCUCCAUUGAUGUUCUCACCGACUGGUAUCAAAGCAGAGCUCAGGACAUCGAUUCCUGUUCCAGACAGGUGGACUGUGCUCUGUCUCUGGUCCGUCUGGGAAAGGAGCGGAAGAUCCCAGGACUGGAGCGCUUGUGUGACGACUUGGUCACCUUGGAAACACUCGUGUAUGAGACGUCAUGCGAACUGAAUGUGACACUGAAGGAUCUGCAGCAGCUCAGUGACAUCGACAAGCUCCAYCUGCUUAUGAAAAAUUCCAGCCUUGAGCGCUAUGUGAAAGAUGCUUUCCAGUGGAUGGUGCCAUUCCUGCACCGCUGUGAGGGCCAGAACGUGGGUGCUGCCAAAUCUCUGCUCGCAAAGUACCUGGUGGGCCUGGCCCAGCAGGACCUCACCCUGCCUCUCAUCAUCUUCCAGCACUCCAAACCGAACUGCCAGCAGAGGAUUAUUGGAGAUCCAGACCAGCUGAUGGAGGUGGCGUUGGAGUGCAUCUACAGCUGCGAAAGAGACGACCAGCUCAGCCUGUGUUACGACAUCCUGGAGUGUUUGCCGCAGAGGGGCUUUGGAUCAAAGACAGACAUCACUGCAUCGCUUCAUGACCAGGUGGACAAACUGGAAAAGCAUCUCAGUGUUGUCGAGGUUCUGGAGAAACACGGUCUUAAGAAACCCAUCUCAUAUGUGAGGAACAGCCAGAACAGUGAAGAGGAGGCCCACCAUCUAAUGGUCAAGCUGUGCCGUCACACUGGUCGCAAGAACCCUCCAGUGGGUUCGGCAGUGUGGAGAGGUCUUCUAGAGGACCUGCUUAAUAUGCAGCAGAACGCUUACACUUGUCUGAAACCAGAGACAUGUCAUCAGGUCUUUGUGGAGUCCCUGCUGUGCUCCAGCCGCGUGGAGAACAUCCACCUGGCAGGGCAGUUUAUGCACUGCUCCAAGGUGAGUCAGGAUGUUCCCGUCAGCCUGUCUUUCCGGGGAAAAGGUUACAGUCUSAAGGUGGCCUACGACAACAGCGUGGAAUUGGUGUUGGCUGCUGCCAGAGAGUACUUCAACUCCUCCACGGCCCUAACGGACCCCUGCAUGAACCUGGCCAGGGCGUGCCUCCAGCUGAUCAUAGACUGUCCUCCAUCCAUCCAGGAAGAACUGGACCUCAUCAGUGCCCUCAGCCAGCUGGGAGACUUUGGCGUUAGCAUUCUGCCACUGCAAGUUCGCCUGCGAUCGGAUCGUUUAUCUCUCAUCGAGGAGUGCGUCGCCCACUGCUCCACGGCCUACAAGCAGUCCACCACUCUGCUCAAUCUGGCCUCACUUCUACGAGUGACAGGAGAUGAUGAGAGCAAGCAAAGAGGCCAAGUGCUCACCUUGCUGGCAGAACAAGCUCUCAAGUUUUUGGACUUUAAGGCCGCUUACAUCCACUGUCAGGACCUCAUGGCUGCAGGUUACAGCCCGGCGUGGGACGUGUGCAGUUUGCUCGGUCAGUGUGAGGGUUAUGCAGACCUGGAGGCGCGACAGGAGCUGUUAGCCUUCGCUCUCACUCACUGUCCCCCAGACAGCAUCCACGCCCUCCUCACUGCCUCCAGUGAUCUGCAAACUCAGGUGUUGUACCAGGCUGUUAACUAUCAAAUGGAGCCUAUCAUUCCUGAGACUGAACCUGAGGCCAGCACAUCCACUGUGGGCUCUCCAGUCGGAAAAGCAGGGGACUUGUUGCACAGAACCACGGCUAAGACUAUGAAGGUUCUGACCUCAACCGGAGUAACCACCAAAGCUGUUCUAUCUGCGGUCAGUGACCACCGUUGGUGGAAGGAAUCACUUAACUACCUUCGUCCACUGCACGGUCACGAUGCAGGAGCCACCAGUCACAAAGGGGUGUGUGAAAACUCCAACCUGGAGCGCCAAGGCUGCAGCCCCUUUUAUCAGGAACUCAUCGAGGAUCCCUACGUAGACCCGAGUCAAGAUGUUUAUUCAUCCUACAGAGAGAUGCCCAAGGAAAACUUUGCUGAGGUUUUGCUGAGGACGGGAAAGUUGGCUGAGGCAAAAACUGAGGGUGAAACCCUGUUUCCUGCUACAGAGGUUUUGCUGCAGUUGGCCAAUGAUGCAUUUCCCAGGGACAUGAUGCUGGCUUUGUCCUACUUACUGGCCCUGCCUCAGGUGUUGGAUGCCAACAAGUGUUUUGAGAAGCAGUGCCGCUCCGCCUUGUCACUCCAGCUGGCUGCUUACUACUACUCCCUGCAGAUCUACUCCCGCCUCGUGCCCUGCUUCAAGGACAAGAAUCACACACUCUACCAGGCUGAUCCCAAGGAGCUGAUUCGAUUAGUCACACAGCAUGUGUCCUCGUAUUCUGACUGGCCAGAGGAGCUGCAGAAGUUAAUCAGCCAGCUGCACGUCUACAACGAACGUCUGACAGACUUCACCCAGGCCCAGGUGUUACAGGGACUGGGCCGCGGGGUCGACGUACAGCGCUUCAGCUCUGAUUCUGAUUAUAAGAAGGAGACUAUCCUUGGCCUCACAGAAACUCUGGAUGACGGUGUGUACAGAAUCGCCCUGUCGCUGGCGAAGCGCUACAAUGUUCCAUUGUGGGAGGUCUACAUGACUCACCUCGAGUUCCUCUUUACAGACAGCGGCCUUUCCACCAAAGAUAUCGAAGCCCGAAGUGAUCACCUCAAACUGUUUGAGACUCUAAAAUGCAACCCUGAGGAUAUGUACAGCCACAUGAACAAAUAUGUUCUUCCAAGUAUAGAAGGAUCAGACUUGGGCCGCCUGCUCUACUACUACACCCUAAUAGAUGCUGCGGGGUGUGAGCCUUAUGUUACCACCACCAUAAAGCCAGACUCUCACAUCAAAUUGCUGAAGAAGCUUCGGGCUGUUGCCAACGGUGUGAACUACAAAAAGUUGACCGAUGAAUCCUCUGAUCCACUGGCCACUCUACAACCGGUUCUGACCAGUCAGAAUGUCCUGUCAAUCUCCAAACUCGCCAAUCGGCUGCCUUUACCCGGCGGUGGAGGGGCAACGGUCUCCUCCAGUUCAGUCCAUGCAGUAUGGCUGCAGAAACUGUUUUGGAAAGGAGACUCACAGCAGCUGAAAAGACCACCGCAGAGCGAUCAAGACUACCUGCAUGCUUACGACACCUGUGCCAAAUACCUGGACAGGCUAGUCCCUGCUGAUAUUAUCCAUUUUCUGGACAGCAUCACCUUCUCUCCUGAUGCAGCCAAACAUCUGAGCGUCCAAGCGAGGUCGGAGGUGAUAAGGCGGGCUGCCAAAGCCGUGCGCCAGCUGGGCGAGAAGAGCAGAAAGAGAGGAGGCRACGUCUGUGGCGAGCAGGAAGGGACGGACCCAGCAGGAAUGACUUUUGAUGAGGCUCUCGCACACCUGCAGCAAUCACAGGCCCACCUGGACACUCUGAGUCAUGAAUUCAUUCUGUCGCUCAGAGACAGCCAGCAGGAACAGCUACAGAGAUACAGUCAACUUUACGACUUGUCGCGCUCCGAAAGGCCCAAGAUUUGCGAGUUGGCGGUCACCAUGACAGCCGAUGGACUGCCUCUGGYGCAGAUCAAAAAGCUUCUGAGUGUUGCCGUCGGACAACUCGACCUGUCUGCCAGAACGGUGCUUCAGGAGGCGGUGAGGAGGGUUGUGGCCGCUCUCAGUGGGGAUGCAGAUGCCAUGACGAAAUACCCACAACCCCUUGGGGUCCUGGAGGCCGUGGUGACUUCUGUGCACAACAAUGUGCAGAGUGGUGACAAUGCUGUGACAUCAGAUGACCUGCUGGCCUGGCUGCGUCCAUUCUGCGGCGACGCUUCUCUUCCUGUACGGCCUCGCAUCGAUGUGCUGCAGAUCCUGGAGAACAACUUCAAUCUCCRAGACAGCGACGUCCGUCUUCUGCUUCUUUAUAGAACUCAGGCUGUUCUAAAAGACAGAGAGGUCCAAGUCGAGGAUGUGGAGGAUGAGGACAAAAGAUAUGGUCUUUUCCAGACAAUGUUAGCCGUGGCACAGAAGUGGGAGGACUUUCAGUUACUGAUUCUUCUUCUACAAGCAUGGCCGCCCAUGAUGAAAGAGGAAGUGGCAAAAUGUGAGCGUAACCCCUGGGUAAUGCUGACCUCGGCGCUGCUGACCCGCUGCCAGGAGUCAGAGGUAGACCUGGGUCAGCAGGUGGUCACCAUGGUGAGGUCCCUCUAUAACACCAAACACAAGCUGCCGAGACGGCAAAGUCCUGCGACGCGGAGCUGCUCUCGUUGCUCCUGCACGCGGGCCUCCUGGUGGGCAGCGUCUCUUCCCCCCUGUAUCCCCUGCUCAGCGCCCACAUGCUGUCCCAGCAGCACGAGGAAGGCUGGGACGUGGAGAGAGCCGCCGCCGAGCUGRUGGCGGCGGGCCACCGGCCGGAGGCGGGCUCCCUGCUGCUGGCGUACCGGGGAACCCACCAGGCCCAGUUCACCUUCAACUCCGCUUUGGCCGUUCUCAAGAAGUGGCUCUAAGAGCCGACGUCUUCAACACUGAAACUUGAGCUCUAUUAGGAACGCGCGGUAAAACACAAACACAUCCUCUCCGCUGUCACUCAGUCCUGAAUAAGGAGCUAAUCAGAAGCCACGCGUACGGCUCACAUUUCUAUACAGCGUGUGUGUUUGUGUGCACGUUCUGUUGUGUGAUAACAUAAUUGAGCAGUAGCUUGGAAGCGGUGGGUGGAUAUUAGCCUAUUGUUCCAUGACAGGUUCGCCUCUUUAACGUCCCGUCGUUAAACACCCCGCCUCUGCUUCAUUGUUUUCUCCCUAAUAAUAUCUAAUUAAUUCCUUCCAAACAAAUUAGCCCUGCUGCAUCCCUGCUCUCUGCGUGUGUGUGUGUGAAGGUGUGUGUGUUGAUGUGCAAACUCAGAAUUGUUGUCAACGUUGUUUCCUCUAAAUCAACACAAGACCUAAUUACAGUUUUUAGUCCGUCCCACCUAUCAAACAUGAAAUAAAGAAAGAUCUAAUGCUAA